UUAUUUCCUUUUAAAAAUACGGCAAAUAUGGCAAUAUCAUAUCGUAAGUCUACCUAAGAUAUAGUUUUUGCGAAAGCAUUUGUGGAAGAAAGAGAUGUCAGCCGGCGCUCCUAGCAAUAAUGUUACUGCAUCUUCCAAUAAUAGUGGAAGCAAAAACUCGACGACAACUCUUUCAACGUCUACUACCAAAGUUCCUGUUAACGACAAGACUAAUAAUAACAAUGCCAAUACCACUACCGCUGCCGGCAAUACGAAUAACAACACCACCACGGCAGCUGUACUCAAGUCAUAUCACGAAAUUAUUAAAGAUCCAAAGUCCUUAGAUGAGGCUGCCAAUUACAUGUACCAGUCUAUACUAGAUGAUGCUAUUAUCGGCGUGUUCUUGGAGAUACAUCAUUUGCGUAAGACUGGCAAUUUAGCUGCGCUGGAUGGCGUGGCUACCGAGGAUGAAGCUGAUUCAUCGUCGUUACGCAUUGUUGAUAUGCCCAAUUAUGAUAUAUUUGGUAUUUCCACUGCUAAGAAGCCUAUGGACUGCGCCUGCCCCAACUGUGAUAGGCCCGUGUCGGCAGCACGGUUCGCUCCACAUUUAGAGAAGUGCAUGGGCAUGGGACGAAUAUCGUCGCGUAUAGCCAGUCGGCGUUUAGCUACAAAGGAGAGUAAUAGCGCCAGUUCCUCAUCUUCUUCAUCGUAUCUGCAAACUAAUGCCGGAACAGACGAUGAAGACGACGUCGAUUGGUCAUCAGAAAAACGUCGUAAAAAGACUGGUCAGACAUCACGUAACAACGGUUCCAAAAAAAACAAUGGCAAAUCAUUUUAAAGUAUGGGCUGGUUUUGUCUCUGGCUUUCCAUCUUACUGAUUAGUUUUAGAAUUAAAUUUUUUCUCUUAUUUAGGCUUUUAAUGGGCUUUUUUUUAAAAUUACAA
Messenger RNA from Glossina fuscipes, 922 nucleotides. It is a transcript of the gene Sgf11, whose product is annotated as SAGA-associated factor 11 homolog. Gene Ontology annotation, molecular function: transcription coactivator activity. The record is from RefSeq and is a predicted model, not a curated record. Bases 95 to 817 code for a protein of 240 amino acids. The transcript has a single exon. Lineage: Eukaryota; Metazoa; Arthropoda; Insecta; Diptera; Glossinidae. Gene Ontology annotation, cellular component: DUBm complex; SAGA complex. Gene Ontology annotation, biological process: regulation of transcription by RNA polymerase II; positive regulation of DNA-templated transcription.